Molecule: messenger RNA, 1635 nt
Organism: Kockovaella imperatae
Lineage: Eukaryota; Fungi; Basidiomycota; Tremellomycetes; Tremellales; Cuniculitremaceae
Exons: 2
Coding region: 1-1635 (544 amino acids)
Source: RefSeq, a predicted model, not a curated record
AUGGUCCCAUAUCUGCCAUCACUCACCUCGUCUCGACAUUCCCUCACUUCAAUGACUGUCAUUGUCUCUGCGAUCAUGCUGCUGCCUCUCUCGUUAGCUGCGGCUCAAAGCACCACCACUACUGGUACAGCCCGUUCAACCACUACGACAACAGCAACAACAGCAAAGACCAGCACUGCCAAUACCGGAUUGGAAGCUACACCCUCACUGACUAUCUAUACUGUGCCAACCUUGACAGCGUGUGACGAGUUCCGCGUUCAAUGGGCGCUAUCCAACGAGGAUCCAGUGUUUCAAAUCAUUGACAUGCAAGUCGUCAACAUUGAUGUACCCCAGUCCAUCCCUUCUUCUUCCUCAACCACCGCUACAUCUACCACAUCAUCAACCGCUGCAAAGACCACGGCUACAUCGGCCAAAACCACCACUACCACCACCGCCGCCACGUCGUCUGCCAAGACUGUCAGUAAUCUCAGGGAGCGAGCCGUUCUCGAGCCUCGUGUGCAGAUCAACGAUACGAUCACUACCCAAACCGCCGCAGUCGGCUACUCUUGGAUCGUGGAUGUACCUCAAGGUAGAUACUAUUUCCUAGGUCUCAUAGGCGACAGCUUUGGUACACACGCCACCAGUAAUAUCUUCUCGGUCAUUGAGGGCUCCAACACGAGCUGCCUAGCGACCUUUCCUUCGGAGUCUUCGUCUACCUCCUCUGCCUCAUCAGCGACUUCCACAUCCGCAACAAGCGCCAGGACCUCCUCGUCAUCAUCGUCAACCUCCAUCGUCCCGACGAGCUCGACGACGGCAGGUAUUGCAGGAGCCAACGCUUCGGAUUCUGGCAACAGCGGUGGAGGAAUAUCUGGCGGAGCCAUCGCCGGGAUCGUUGUCGGCGCGAUUCUCAUCUUGCUCCUUGUCGGCGGAUGCCUCUUCUGGCGAAGAAGGCGAAAUGCCAGGCGCAACGACCCGUUCGGUGGAGGAGAGAAGACGGAUACGGGAAAUGAACGUGGGCGUGGAGAUCCCGUAGGCGCAUAUCAAUUGAGAUCCACGGACGGGGACAGCCACACCGCCAUCGAUGUGGAGAAGGACCAUCAAGCGAGCAUUGCAUCCGAGUCAGCACAUGGACAUCAGACUCCCAACAUCCUUUUGGGCGAUCUUGGAGGGAGAUUCGACCGUUUUCCUCGUCCCUCGGCAUCUGAUGAAAACCAUCAUCAAGAUCCAUUCUUUACGCCUCCCAGCCCACCGUCAAGCGAUGAAGCGUACGGCGGGUUCGUGACUCCUCCCGUCUUUGGCGAUGACUCGGACGAUCAUCACGAUGGUCGCAGAGCGUCUGAAUUGCCGCCUGGAGCCUCGCACGCUAUCGAAGGACAGCGUACGAGAUCCAUGUCACAUCCUGCAGAGGGAAAUUUGGGCCUCUUGAAGCAGAGUGCAUCAGGGUCAACCCUCAGUGCAGUCGUUAGAAGUGGAUCCAAACGGGCACGUAAACCCGUGCCUAGUCUCGGAGCGGAGCUCAGAGGACAAAUGAAAGAUGAAGAUCGACAGAGGAGAGUCUCAGCGAAUGGACUGGGAGAUUUGACCGGACCGAGAGAGUCAUCUCAAAAAGCCAGUUUCCAAAUCAUGCCGGAUCCACCCAUGGCACCACAUUCAUGA